Molecule: messenger RNA, 1911 nt
Organism: Striga asiatica
Lineage: Eukaryota; Viridiplantae; Streptophyta; Magnoliopsida; Lamiales; Orobanchaceae
Source: the annotation of a GenBank genome assembly
UUUAGCUCUGAGAAAAACCCUCGGUUAUAUCACUCACUACUCAGCUCUCCAAAAAUCAGCCUAAACAAAGAGAAAAAUGGUUAUGUCUGCCGCAUCAACUGCCGCCAGAUCCGUUUUCCGGUCGUCUGCCGUCCGUUGCGCCGCCGCGAGGUUCACCUCCGAGGCCAAAUCAGCUCGCUCCGCCUCCGCCCCCUUCCGCCUCCCAUCCAGAGCUCCUCUUCUCGCGCACCGCGUCCUCCGGAACCCCGUCGAAUUGAGUGCGUGCCUGGAGUCGUUGCAGCCGUACCACACGGUUACUGCCUCCGCCCUGAUGACGUCAAUGCUCACUGUCUCCAGCUGCGGUUAUGGUUGGCUCCCGGAAGGUACCGUCAAAUAUGAAUUAAAUGGUGAUGAGUUGCCUAACCAUUGGCUAUUCAUUCUUGAUUUUAGGUAUCUAGCCAGCAUAGAGCCUUCUUUUGCUGACCUUCUCCUCCUUUCAUAUCCCUGGCCUUGACAAGACUAGAUGAAGAUGGAGAAGCAGAGAAUUACUUUAAUUGUAUUUAGAAUUUCAUGCUGGAAGACAAUGCUUUUACGUAGACAUAUUUUCCUAUUUAUACAUGAAUAGACUUCCUCUACAUUCUAUUUGUCAACAGUUUAUAACUCUUGAUUGUGAAAUUUCAUUUCCUUAUAUGUCAAUUGAUAUCUUGCAAUGUUAUCCUUGUAUCUAAUUCUAUUUUUCCUGUAUAGUUUCUUUUAUGGCAGUUACUAUAGUAUAAUCUCAACAAUGAUAGUACGUGCAAGAAUAGUAUGAAUAUUAGUGGUUGCUAUAGGUGUCAUUAGCAUUCUACAAAUCUUUUAAAACAAAAAUGAGUCUGAUUGAAGCUUAUGUGAUAUUGUUAUCAAUCAGCUUGCAAUGAUGAUGUGUGAUGAACUUUGGAAGGCAAGGGAUAUUUAGUGUAGAAACUCUUCUAAACACUGAUCGUGGAAUGUGAAGAAAGUUCUCAUUGAGCUGGUGAAGGGUCAUUAUGUGUCCAGAUGUAGGAGAGCUGUUAGUUGGUGUUUACUCCUUAAUUUUUUUUUUUCUUUUUUCUAAAAGGAUGUUUGGAUGCAAUAAUUUCAUUGUCUUAUGUGUCCAGAUUGCUUCUUCGUAGAUUUUUCUUUUUCUUUUUCUUUAUCUUUUUGUCUCAUUACUCGCCGAAGCUAAAAUUUCAAUGAUGUCAUUUCUGAGAAUCAUGUAUUAUAGAUGUUUAGUUCAUCCAAGUAUUAUUUCACUAAUUUCUUCUAUAUUAAUCAGCUUGCAAUGAUGAUUUGUGAUCAGUUCCAUCUUUCAAGGUUUGAAGCAAGGUUUCUGUCUAGAAGAUGAACCCCAUAUGAACAUUUUUCUUCUCUUGGUCUGUCUUUGUUUCUCUUUGAAUUUUGAACAUCACUUCUUACCAGUCGAUAUUCGUCAGGAAAUGAGCCUAAGAUCAGCUUUGUACAAAUGUCUGAUGAGAAAUUUGCAAUAUAUCUUACAGUAAGGUGUCUCACAUGAAUAAUCUUGAGAACUGAAUUUGUUUUCUGAAUGGAGCAAAUGAUUGCUUAGCAAGUAAAGCAAAAUUUGAAGUUCCAAUGGAUUCACUCUCAAACUGGAUUAUUUCGUCCUUGGUUUUCCCAGGUUGUGAUGAUUUAUAAUUCAAGUUUUUCUGAAGCACUACACUGAGUACUGUUUUGCGAUUCAUCUUGAUGGGAUCUAUUUUGAAGUUCUGCUGUUGCUUGUUUUGCUCUUUCCCUUUCAAUAUGUGUAUUGAAUAACUGCUCAAGUUAUAACUUCAGCCAGAUUCUGUAUUUUGAGGUACAAGGAGUUAUUGAUGAUAGAUAAUCAUGUAAGUAAACUCGUGUUUGGGUAUUAAACGUCAAAUUCACUACAUUCUCUCGCUACCUUUUUCUCAGGUG